CAUACUUUAAUUUUUAGCGCAUUCAGCGGCCCAAAACAAAACAAAUUUGAUUAGUUAAAUAAUUUGAUCGCAAUUAAUUAAUCUAUUAAGUCAUAGUUAUGGAGAACGCGCUCAAACGCCGAUCUCUGACGCUCAGCACGCGUCUCCUGCAGAAGCGCCACAGUGCUUCACCGCAGAGCGUGCGCCCAGGACACAAUGUAAGUGUAUCCCUGGACACACCCGGCUCGCCCAACUCCUCUACGGUAGUGGGAAUAACGUCCGAUUUGGAGAGCACUCCCCCACACAAACACAAGCCCAGCUUGGACGACAGUGUGGACUUCUCGCCUCGCCUGGACAUGAGCCUCUCGCCCAACUGCCUCUUCUCACAGACGCUGGCCACCGAGAGUCCGGAGGUGGGCUGGCGCUGGAACCGGAGCAGCAAUGCCACCACGGACAGUGGCUUCGACUCCGCGGAAAUAGGCAGUUUGAGCCAGCGGGAACGACGCCGACAGAUAGCCUUUAAGGGCGUCGAGGAUAGACGCAGCCAACUGGACAAUGAGCAGUGGCGGGCACAGCAGAUGCGGGCCAAUGUUCUCCUUAAGGAGCGCUGUGCUAGGCUCAACAGCCAGUUGGAACAGAUAGCUGUGUCCGAAUCAGUAAUGCCACACAAAACUCCCACAGUUCCGCCACCUGUUGCUGCCCGCACAAGAUCAGCCUCUAAGAAGGCUAUUCCACAGCCAGUGCUUCCUCCCACAGCUGCAUCCGAUCCAAUGGCAGACUUCCUCAACGAUUCGGAAACGGAUCUCUUUCUGCUCGAGGCCUCCCAGCAACUGGAGUCCAAAAUGGAAGAUCAAGAACCUCCGAAACCAAGCACAAGCACCACACCCACUAGGCACCACACGUCGAAGCGACCCUCCUUCUACAUGAAAUUUCUGGAAGACGAAAGCGAGGGCGAGGACUGGCUAAACGCUCUAGAAGAGGCAGUGCAGCAGGCCACAAUGCCAAAGAAGCCACGUACCUCGCUGCAGCGGUACAAAUCAAUGCCAACCACAGGGGAUUCGUCCAGCGGAGUGUCCACCCUGACCAAUGUGACGGCCAAUUCAAAUGCCUGCACAAGUUCCUCCUCCGCAUCUGGAUCAGAGCUAAGGGACACUCCGCGCAUCAAACGGCAUGCCAGUUCGCACGCCCUGUCCCCAGCCACAUCGCAUGCGCGCGGCAAACUCUUUGGCAGCCGGAAAUGAAACCCGAUAAGGUAACCAGCCCCUGAACACAAUCAGCUUCCCCUCAGCGAGUACCAAUUGUGAUGAGCAAAGUUAGAUUUAAGAUUUUUCGUUUUGUUUCGCUUGACUGGCGUGCCCCUUUCUUGAGCAUUCUGUAUACGAGUACGCUAAUUGAUUAAUGCAGCUCUAAAGCGUCUUUGAAAAUGUUAAUUUAAGGCUAAUUAAAAAUUAAUUGUAAUUUAAA
Drosophila teissieri is the source of this 1443-nucleotide messenger RNA. RefSeq lists its product as uncharacterized. Bases 99 to 1220 code for a protein of 373 amino acids. NCBI's taxonomy places the organism in Eukaryota, Metazoa, Arthropoda, Insecta, Diptera, Drosophilidae. The transcript has 3 exons. The record is from RefSeq and is a predicted model, not a curated record.